Messenger RNA from Gossypium arboreum, 2697 nucleotides. Its product is annotated as putative receptor protein kinase ZmPK1. NCBI's taxonomy places the organism in Eukaryota, Viridiplantae, Streptophyta, Magnoliopsida, Malvales, Malvaceae. The record is from RefSeq and is a predicted model, not a curated record. Gene Ontology annotation, molecular function: ATP binding; protein serine/threonine kinase activity. The transcript has a single exon. The coding region runs from base 95 to 2494 and encodes 799 amino acids. Gene Ontology annotation, biological process: protein phosphorylation; recognition of pollen.
UAUAUCAAUUAUCAUCUAGUACUUCCAAAAACCCCUCUAAAACUGUUGUUCUUUCAACUACUCUUGCCUUUCUCCAUUUUCACAAAAGAAUUCCAUGGCUACACCAUUGAUUCCUCUUGUUUUGUCUUUGGGUUUACUUUGCUUUCCUUCAUUUUCAUCCUCUGAUAGUCUGCGGGCAGGCUCAUCACUCUCAGUGGAGACACCAGCUGAUGUUUUGACAUCACCUGAUGCAAGUUUCAGUGCUGGUUUCCAUCCUGUAGGCCAAAACGCUUAUUCCUUUGCCAUAUGGUUCAAUAAACCAACCUGUGAUGCCAACAGUUGCACCAUUGUUUGGAUGGCAAAUAGGGAUCAACCAGUCAAUGGUAGAUUCUCAAAGCUUUAUCUGCUAAAAUCAGGUAACCUUGUUUUAAAAGAUGCUGGUCAUAUCAUUGUAUGGGAAACAAAAACUAUGUCACCUAUACCUUCAUACUUGAAGCUUGAAAAUGGUGGCAACCUUAUCUUGUGUGAUAUGGAAGGUCGUAUAUUAUGGCAAAGCUAUGAUUCACCCACGGAUACUCUUCUUCCUUCUCAACAAUUCAAUGAGAAUUCAAAGCUUGUUUCAAUGAGAAGCCAAAGAAAUUACUCUUCGGGUUAUUAUCAGCUUUAUUUCGACACAGAUAAUGUGCUUUGCCUUGUCUACAAAGGUCCAGAGUUUUCAAGUGUUUAUUGGCCAAGUCCAUGGCUAUUGAGAUGGGAAGCUGGAAGAUCCACAUUCAAUAACACCAAAAUAGCUGUUUUAGACUCUUGGGGUAAUUUUAGUUCAACUGAUAAUUUCACUUUCUUGUCAGCUGAUUAUGGUUUAAACAUCUCAAGGAUGUUGAAAAUGGAUUUGGAUGGUAAUCUUAGGUUAUAUAGUCUAAGUGAAGAUACAAAAGCUUGGGUUGUUUCAUGGCAAGCCUUUCUUCAACCAUGUAUGGUUCAUGGAUGUUGUGGACCAAACAGUAUAUGUAUUUAUUCUCCUAGUUUUGGAAGGGACUGUAGUUGUAGUCCAGGGUAUAAGUUGAAGAAUCUUAGUGAUUGGUCUCUUGGUUGUGAGCCAGAGUUUCAUCUUCCUUGUAACCAAACUGAUGAUCAGUUUGGUUUCUUAAAGCUCCGUCAUGUUGAAUUCUAUGGCUAUGAUUUCAAGUUGUAUACUAAUGUCACCUUGGAAGGUUGCAAGCAAAUUUGUUUGCAGUUGUGUGAUUGUAAAGGGUUUCAAUUCAGGUUUAUUAAAGCACAUGAAUCGGAUGGUACAUAUUGUUAUCCCAAGACACAGUUGUUGAAUGGACAUCGACCACCUAAUUUUAAUGCUGAUUUCUAUGUGAAAUUGCCUAAAGCUAUUGUCUCUUCUUACAUUGAUACUGUUGAAUAUCCUGAGUUACAAUGUUCUAAUGAAGUGCAGGAGCUUGAACGAAAAUAUACCAAACGGAGUGAAAGAGAGUCAUUGAGAUUUGCUCUUUGGACAGCUUGUGCUAUAGGGGGAGUUGAGUUUAUUACCAUUUUGUUCGUAUGGAAUUUCUUCAUUAGAACCAAUGAUAAUUCAAGCCCCAAUGCAGGUUACCAUUUGGCUACAACUGGCUUCAGAAAAUUCACCUAUGGAGAGCUUAAAAAGGCUACUAAUAAGUUCUCACAAGAGAUUGGAAGAGGUGCAGGUGGAAUAGUGUUCAAAGCAACGUUGUCCGACGGUCGAAUCGCGGCGAUCAAACGACUCAUGGAUGCUAACAAAGGAGAAGCCGAAUUCUUAGCAGAAGUAAACACCAUUGGGAAGCUUAACCACAUGAACUUGAUAGAGAUGUGGGGCUAUUGUGCUGAGGGAAAACAUAGGCUCUUAGUGUACGAGUACAUGGAACAUGGAUCUUUAGCGGAAACCCUUUCUUUUAAAUCACUUGAUUGGAGCAAAAGAUUCGAUAUUGCUUUGGGAACUGCAAGAGGCUUAGCUUAUUUACAUGAAGAAUGCUUGGAAUGGGUUCUCCAUUGUGAUAUAAAGCCUCAAAACAUUCUCAUAGACUCUAAAUACCAACCCAAGGUGUCGGAUUUUGGCUUGUCUUGGUUGCUAAAUAGAGGCGACGUUAAACAUUCGCAAGUUUCGAGGAUUCGAGGAACUAGAGGUUAUAUGGCACCUGAAUGGGUCUUUAAUCUUCCCAUUACUUCCAAAGUUGAUGUCUAUAGCUAUGGGAUCGUUUUAUUGGAGUUAGUGACAGGGAAAAGCCCUGCAAUGGGAUCCAAAAUGAGUGAUGAUGAAAAUUCGAAAGGGCAAAGAACGUUAGUAGGAUGGGUGAGAGAGCAAAUGGGAAGAGCCAAAGAGAAUGAAACAUGGAAGCAUGAGAUAAUAGACCCCAAGCUUGAAGGUAUAUAUGAUGAGGCUGAGAUGGUAAUUAUGGUUAAUGUAGCACUUCGUUGUGUUGAGGAAGAUAAAGAUGAAAGACCCACAAUGGGGGAAGUGGUCGAAAUGCUGUUUCGACAUGGAAGCCAUUGAACCACAAAUUAUGAUCAUCUCCGUUAGAUAUGGGAACUAUCAUCAACUUAUGUUAAGACCUUCUUCUACAUUGUUGUACCCCUUUAGGGAUUAAUGUAAAUUUUUGUAAACUAUGUUUGUGUCUCAAGACUCUAGGUUUCCCCAAAUUUGAAUGCCUGUAACAAAUAGUUUGUUUAAUAAGGAUGUGAGAUAUUUCAUGAUCA